AAUUACCGGCCGGUCAUCAAGAGUGGGGGAAAUACGAUCAUCGGCACCCGCGAGUCUGGAGGGGCCAAGAGGGGUCGCUACAAACCACGAAGAGACGAGAGGAGGGGCAAGAGAGAAGUGUGGCCGGCGUUCAGCGCAUAUAGGUAGUCGUGAGAAGAGUCAGUCGGUGACGGGUAGUGUCUUUAGUGGCGUGGUGAACGAUUGAAUUGAGCCGCUUGUGUUAAAAAAUGAGCUGGCAGGAUUACGUUGACAAGCAGCUGCUCGCGUCUCGGUGUGUUACCAAAGCUGCGAUUGCAGGACACGAUGGCAAUCUUUGGGCAAAGUCUGAAGGCUUCGAAGUAAGUAAAGAGGAGUUGACGAAAUUGGUCCAGGGAUUUGAAGAACAAGAUAUUUUGACGUCGUCGGGUGUCACCUUGGCCGGCAACAGGUACAUUUACCUGUCAGGUACGGAUCGAGUGAUAAGGGCAAAACUUGGAAAAGUUGGCGUCCACUGCAUGAAGACGACGCAAGCAGUAGUUGUCUCUCUUUACGAAGAUCCUAUACAACCACAGCAAGCCGCAUCGGUCGUUGAAAAACUUGGGGACUACCUUGUGUCCUGCGGCUAUUAGGUUAGUAUAUACUAACCUCUGGGACCCAACAUAAAUAUCUAAUAUUAAUAUUAAACGAUCGAUUAUUUUAAUGAACAGCGAAUGGAAUGCGUCAUGCCGCACGAGUCGCGCCGGAACUGCCGCAAGCUUGCCGCGCGACAUUCGAUGAAAAGCAACUACAUCAGCAACAACACCAGCAACACAGCUAUCAUAUUCCAGUCGUCGUUCUCUCCUCUUCGAUUCGGCUGGUCGACGUUCGAGGAACAGACGCAAGCGCUCAUACACAUGCGCAAUAAUUUUUGAAAAAACUCAUAGGCAUUUACUUGAAAAAUGAUCGCGCAAAUUGUAAUCGAUGAGGUGCGGUCUUUUCAUUGUUUUUGUUUCGAUAGUAGCACUUAUGUUUUGAAUUUUUAUUCCAAUGUGUAUUUACAAUCGAGAUGUCAAUAUUAACGACAGAAUUCCAAAAACUUCGAUGAAGAAAAAAGAAAAAAAUGCUUUUUUACAAUUGAAUAAAAAAAAAAGAAUAAAAAAAGAAAUGAAAAAAAUACAAACUAAAAAUACAUGCAGUUUUACAUUUAUACAGCUCCAUAUAAACAAUAAAUAUUUACUUAAAAAGUGAUAGUGAUUGGGGAUAGAUUAAAUAAACAAUCUUUCAUUUGCGAAUGAUCGUGUGUCGAUUCGUCGAUGGAGAGAAAAAAAUACACAAGAAGCAUGCAUUAAAUAUAAGAAAUAAUGAUAAUAAAUAAUAGUAAACUAUUGCGUGUUAGAUUUACAGUCUUUGUAGCGAAUGAAAGGAUAAUAGAAAUGGAGAGAAAGAGUGAGCGAAAUAUGAAAAGGAUGAAAGAAAAAGAAAGAGAGUGAACGAAAGCGAGAAAGUAUGUUAGAGAAAGUUUAAAGGGAUAGAAACUAAAAAUGGAAAGGGCGUGAAAGA
Messenger RNA from Apis dorsata (giant honeybee), 1518 nucleotides. RefSeq names its product profilin. Gene Ontology annotation, cellular component: cell cortex. Lineage: Eukaryota; Metazoa; Arthropoda; Insecta; Hymenoptera; Apidae. Bases 228 to 608 code for a protein of 126 amino acids. Gene Ontology annotation, molecular function: actin monomer binding. The record is from RefSeq and is a predicted model, not a curated record. The transcript is spliced from 3 exons.